Molecule: messenger RNA, 898 nt
Organism: Episyrphus balteatus (marmalade hoverfly)
Lineage: Eukaryota; Metazoa; Arthropoda; Insecta; Diptera; Syrphidae
Product: mitochondrial import inner membrane translocase subunit Tim21
Exons: 3
Coding region: 141-794 (217 amino acids)
Biological process (GO): protein import into mitochondrial matrix
Cellular component (GO): TIM23 mitochondrial import inner membrane translocase complex
Source: RefSeq, a predicted model, not a curated record
ACUUCAUAUUUUUGACAUUGACAUGUACUUACCUAUCGGCAAAAAUCUUUAACAAAUCUUUUUCUUUUAUUUUAAAUUUUACAUAACUUCUUAUUAUUAUUUGUUUAUUAAAUUAAUUUAUUAUUAAUUUACAUAAUACAAUGUCUCAACUAGCCGUUUUGCGGCACAUAUCCGUCCAAUGUAAACGACUAAUCGGCCCUUCUGCAAUCGCCUCCAAACACCAACAACGUUUUUAUUCCCAACCUCAAGAAAAACCUACAGGAUCUUUAGCCAAAUCUAGUGAUAGAACUGAUGUUUCUACCGAUGUUCGUCCAUUGGGUGAAAAAAUCAAAGAAAAUACUAAAACUGCUUCCUAUAUGGGAGUUAUCCUGUUGGGAGUCGGUGUAACAGGAGCACUUUUCUACACGGUUUUCAAAGAACUCUUCUCAUCGAGUAGUCCAAAUAAUAUUUACUCAAAAGCUUUAGAGAGGGUGAAAGAGGAACCACGAGUACAAGACUCAUUAGGUGCUCCCAUAAAAGGAUUCGGCGAGGAAUCCCGACGAGGUCGACGACAGCAUGUGGCUCAUUCGAAAUUCGAACGCAACGGAGUGCCUCACAUUAGAAUGCAAUUCUAUAUUCAAGGAAUCAGGAAUAAAGCCACAGUGCAUUUAGAAAUGAAAGAAACCUCAGGAGAUUACACUUAUCGAUACCUUUUUGUCCAGCUUGAUCAUUAUCCUCAUACCACAAUAAUCUUAGAGGACAAUCGUUUGUCUGACAAACAAGCCCUGGGCUCGAACAUGGAACUUGUCCAGUGAAACAAAUCCCAGAACUGAAAACUAUAACCCUGUUUCAUUGUUACCUGCUGCUUCCUUCCUUUGUUAUCUUAGAUUAAGAAUAAAUAAAAACAAAACUCGACAAA